AUCGUCCCAACUUACCACGAAGCAAACAGCACGCACUGCUUUCUUGUGUAACAGACGACAGACAACACAGCAAGCACAAGCGCACUGAGCUUCCUGUUCCGUGGUCGUGCUUGUUCACUUACACCAUUGCCGCACAGCAUUCACCACGGCAUAGGACACACCACAACACAGGACACUGCAACACAGCAAGCGAUGGCUGCGAGGCGUGGAAUGGUGGAGCUGGACGGCUCCAUGCUGGAAGGAGGCGGGCAGAUUCUGCGCAAUGCCACGGCGUUUGCGCACGUGCUGGGCCAAGCAGUGCACAUCACCAACAUCCGCGCCGGCCGCGAUCGCCCGGGCUUGCGCCCGCAGCACCUGAAAGGCAUCUCCCUCGUGGCCGAGAUGUGCCAGGGCCGCCUCAAGGGGGACCGGGUCCAGUCGAAGGAGAUUGAGCUGCACCCUGGCGAGCGCAUCGGCGGCGCGUUCACCGCCGACACACAAACCGCAGGCAGCACGUGCCUCAUCCUGCAGGCGGCCCUGCCCUGCGCCCUCUUCUCCCCCUGCGACACCGUGCUCACCUUGCGCGGAGGAACAAACGCGCAAAUGGCCCCGCAGGUCGACUACCACACCAUGGUCUUCGAGCCCGCGCUCAGCCGCUUCGGCGUGUCCUCCGUCAACAUCACCGUGCAGCGGCGCGGGUUCUUCCCACGUGGCGGCGGCUGCGUCCUCGCCCAGUGUGCACCGGUCAAGCAGCUCAACGCGAUACAGCUCGUUGACCGCGGCGAGGUCAAGCGCGUGUAUGGGCGCAGCUUCUCCGCCGGCAAGCUGCCCCGGAAAGUGGCCGAGGCCAUGACAGAGGCUGCCGCCGCGAUCGUGCGCUCGAAACUGGGCGCUGAGGUGCCCAUUGAGAUUGACACCGUCCACGAGCCGCCACGCAGCGCAACCGGCACGGGCGCCGGUAUCAUCGUCAUUGCCGAAACCACAACGGGCUGUCUCCUUGCUGGCUCUGCCGUGCUCAACCAGCGCCAACGGGGAGAACACGCUGCCAAGAUUGCCGCGGACAUGCUUCUGGAGAACCUGGACCAUGGCGGCUGUGUGGAUGAAUACUUGAUGGAUCAGCUCAUCAUCUACAUGGCGCUGGCAAAGGGCAAGUCGACAGUUCGUUGCGGUCCGCCCUCGCUUCACACCAAGACGGCCAUCUGGGUGGCAGAACAGCUCACAGGCGUCAAGUUCAACGUGCGACAGGUGGACAAGGACAACGACAAGCUGUUUGAGAUUGAAGUUGAAGGCAUGGGACACACCAACGUCACGGAAGCAUGAGCCAGUCCGUGUGCGACCAUCCAUCGCUAAUCAAACAGAAUGAGCAUGGGACGUGACAGGCCACGUUUCCCUUUCACCCUUGCUUUCCCUCCCCUGCCUUCUUCUUCCUGUCCUUGCACAUGCUUCGAUGGGUAUGUUUAUCCUGUGCCGUGUGGUGCCAGACCGUGCACAGCAUUAGCUACAUACAACAUGCAACCUCCAAUAGCACCAAGAGAACGAGAACAAGCAAAGUGUUG
Molecule: messenger RNA, 1535 nt
Organism: Salpingoeca rosetta
Lineage: Eukaryota; Choanoflagellata; Craspedida; Salpingoecidae
Product: RNA terminal phosphate cyclase domain 1
Exons: 3
Coding region: 193-1299 (368 amino acids)
Biological process (GO): RNA processing
Cellular component (GO): nucleus
Molecular function (GO): RNA-3'-phosphate cyclase activity
Source: RefSeq, a predicted model, not a curated record